Molecule: messenger RNA, 981 nt
Organism: Chrysochloris asiatica (Cape golden mole)
Lineage: Eukaryota; Metazoa; Chordata; Mammalia; Afrosoricida; Chrysochloridae
Product: F-box/LRR-repeat protein 12-like
Exons: 3
Coding region: 1-981 (326 amino acids)
Biological process (GO): positive regulation of protein ubiquitination; SCF-dependent proteasomal ubiquitin-dependent protein catabolic process
Cellular component (GO): SCF ubiquitin ligase complex
Molecular function (GO): protein binding
Source: RefSeq, a predicted model, not a curated record
AUGGCGUCUUUUGCCGACCUGCCGGACUCUGUUAUGUUGGAGAUUUUCUCUUACCUCCUGGUUCGGGAACGGAUCCGCAUCUCCAGGGUGUGUCAUCGUUGGAAGAGGCUGGUGGACGACCAGUGGCUGUGGCGACACGUCGACUUGACGAUCUACACGAUGCGGCCUAAAGUCAUGUGGCACCUCCUCCGCCGAUACAUGGCGUCUCGGCUGCAUUCCCUGCGGAUGGGUGGUUACCUGCUCUCUGGCUCCCAGGCCCCGAGGCUGUCCCCCUCCCUGAUGAGGGCCCUGGGUGACAAGUGCCCCAACCUGAAGCGCCUGUGCCUGCAUGUGGCCGACCUGACCAUGGUCCCUAUCACCAGCCUGCCCUGCACCCUGCGGACCCUGGAGCUGCACAGCUGUGAGAUCUCCAUGGCCUGGCUCCUCAAGGAGCAGGACCCUACCGUGCUGCCCCUUCUCGAGUGCAUCGUGCUGGACCGCGUCCCUGCCUUCCGCGACGAGCACCUGCAGGGCCUGACGCGCUUCAGAGCUCUGCGCUCCUUGGUGCUUGGUGGCACCUACCGCGUGACCGAGACCGGUCUGGAUGUGGCCCUGCAAGAGAUGAGCUACUUGCAGAGGCUGGAGGUGCUAGGUUGUACCCUCUCGGCCGACAGCACCCUCCUGGCCAUCAGCCGCCACCUCCGAGAUAUCCGGAAGAUCCGGCUCACUGUGAGGGGUCUCUCUGCCCCCGGCCUGGAGGUUCUGGAAGGAAUGCCCACCCUGGAGAGCCUGUGCCUGCUGGGCCCGCUCGUCACCCCGGAAAUGCCGUCCCCAGAGGAAAUCCUCUCUUCCUGUCUCACCAUGCCCAAGCUCAGGGUCCUAGAGUUGCAGGGGCUGGGCUGGGAGGGUCAGGAGGCCGAGCGGAUCCUCUGUAAGGGGCUGCCCCACUGUAUGGUCAUCGUCAGGGCCUGCCCCAAAGAGUCCAUGGACUGGUGGAUGUGA